This is a messenger RNA of Eruca vesicaria subsp. sativa (arugula), 375 nucleotides long. The record is from the annotation of a GenBank genome assembly. NCBI's taxonomy places the organism in Eukaryota, Viridiplantae, Streptophyta, Magnoliopsida, Brassicales, Brassicaceae.
AUGCCUUUGCUCCUCCUAUGUAGGAUUACCCAUGCUGGGCCAAGGAAGAAGAUAUACUUCAGACAGGAACAAGUGAAGGUUGUGAUCAUCUCAUGUGGUGGGCUGUGUCCUGGUUUCAGUGAUGUCACAUACAUCGAUCACUUGACGGGAAAUGAUGAUGAGUCUAAAGAAAGGUAUUUUACUAGAAGGAAAGUGGGAAAGACCCGAUCAAUGACUGAAAACACUGGAAUCAGAAAUGCAAACUCCACUAUCCUUAUGACCUCUGAAGAUGGGUUUAGUUACUCUAGCUUCAAAGCCGUAGGUUAUGACUAUAACACAAUCCACCUGAGUCAGCUCGUGACAAGGGUUCUGUCUUGCUAUAAGCCUAAGAAAUGA